Messenger RNA from Corvus hawaiiensis (hawaiian crow), 1584 nucleotides. It is a transcript of the gene PRDM14, whose product is annotated as PR/SET domain 14. Gene Ontology annotation, biological process: regulation of transcription by RNA polymerase II. Bases 1 to 1584 code for a protein of 527 amino acids. The record is from RefSeq and is a predicted model, not a curated record. Lineage: Eukaryota; Metazoa; Chordata; Aves; Passeriformes; Corvidae. Gene Ontology annotation, cellular component: nucleus. Gene Ontology annotation, molecular function: RNA polymerase II transcription regulatory region sequence-specific DNA binding; protein binding. The transcript is spliced from 7 exons.
AUGGCUCUGUCCCUAGCUGGCGAGUCGGUCCCCGGAGACGGCGGAGACUCGCUCGGGAUGAGCCCCGCCGGCCUCGCCUCCUACUUCCCCUCUUUCCUCCCUCCCUCCCAGUACUUCGAGACGGCACCCGACUUCUUCCAGCCCCUGAAAUCCCUGGGCGGGCUGGUUUCCUCCUCCCCGCCUCUGCCUCCCUUCACCUUCAGCAGGGUCCCCGCUUUCCUGAGCCAGCCACCCCCCCCGCCCCCCGAGCCCUUCCCCAGCCUCCCCUUGCCUGCCCCGCGCAGGGCUGCCCGCAGUCCGGGCGCAGACGGGGCGGCGGGGCAGAGCUACAGGUACCACUUCACCGAAGAGGAGCUCAACGCUGUGCUGUACGGGGCCCUCCGGAGCAGUCAGCCGACCGGGAACCUCCACGCCAUCUCGGGGCUCCGGGUGUCCCCCGCCAGCUCGGGUAAGGGGGUAUUCGACGGCGGCGAGAGGGGCGCACAGGGUGACAUCGGGCGGCAGGUCGCUUCUGCGCUCCCACACAAUCAGGUGUGCGGGAGGCUACCCGAAGGUAAGGCCCGGGACCGUCCGCGCUGCGCCCGCCCGCGCCGCGCCGCGCUCAGCCCCCUGUCACCCGCAGGGCUCGCGGUGCUGCGGGUGGCCUACGGGGACGUGUCUCAGCUCGGAGUCUUCUGUACGGACCCCAUCCCGAAAGGAGUCCGCUUCGGCCCUUUCCAAGGCAAAGUGGUCAACACGAGCGAGAUCAAGACUUACGACGACAACUCGCUGAUGUGGGAGAUCUUUGAAUACGGUGGCCUGAGCCACUUCAUAGACGGGAAGGGCGCCGCUGGCAACUGGAUGUCCCUGGUGAACUGCGCCAGGUUCCCCGAGGAGCAGAAUUUGACGGCUAUCCAGUGCCAGGGACAAAUCUUCUACGAAAGCUGCAAGGAAAUCUUCCCGAAGCAGGAGCUGCUGGUGUGGUACGGCGAUUGCUACGUGCAGUUCCUGGGCAUCCCCAUCAGCUUGAAGGGCAUGGUGGAGGGGAAGAAACCCCCGCAGCAUUCCGAAGAAGCCGGGGAGAGCUUCAAGUGUGAGCGCUGCGGCAAAGUUUUUGCCUACAAGUACUACCGGGACAAACACCUCAAGUACACCCGCUGCGUGGACCAGGGGGACCGCAAAUUUCCUUGUCACCUUUGUGACCGAUCCUUUGAAAAAAGAGACAGGCUGAGGAUCCACAUUCUCCACGUUCACGAAAAGCACAGACCUCACAAGUGCUCUGUGUGUGGGAAGAGCUUUUCUCAGUCCUCCAGCCUGAACAAACACAUGAGGGUUCACUCUGGGGAGCGCCCCUACAAAUGUGUCUACUGCAACAAGGCGUUCACAGCAUCCAGCAUCCUGCGCACUCACAUCCGCCAGCACUCGGGGGAGAAGCCCUUCAAGUGCAAGCACUGCGGCAAAGCCUUCGCCUCGCACGCGGCCCACGACAGCCACGUGCGGCGCACACACAGCAAGGACAAGGGCUGCACAUGCUCCGUGUGUGGCCAGCACUUCCCUGAGCAGGAGGAUUACAACUUCCACAUGAAGAUUCAUGCUGCUCAUUAG